CUCUGAUGCCCACAAUUGAAAUAAUCUCGACCGCCGUCAAUCAUGCGAACCCCUUACGGUAGCGAAAACAAGGAAACCGAUGAGUUUCUCACGCGAAUGACAUCGCUGGCUGCCCCACAUCAUCCACGCCCCCAAUCAACCAGACAUCGACCAGCCAUGCUCUGCGUUGCUUUCUUCGCCACGUGCGCUGCAGGGGCCCUCGGCCUCGUUUCCCAGCAACGCCAUACAGUCGCAGCAACGCUCCAAACCAGCAACUUUGAUUCGCUCGAUGUCAUGCCGCCGCCCUCCAACACGAUUGUAUUUCCAUGGCAGACAAUUGGGCUCAACGUCCCUGCAAACCCAGCGCCGUUCGUGGCCAACUGGACGUCAAUUGACGCCAAUGCUGACGGAAGCAUCAGCUUGAACGAACUGCUGGGGUACCUCACGAGUCAAAAAGAUGCGCAGGUGCAGCGUAUACAGGCCGCCGCCGCCGCCGCCGUCGCGCAGGUUCAAACGACGUUUGAUCAACACUCGGGGUGUGUCAAGACGGCGUACGCAGUGCUGAUCGACGCCAAGCAACCUUCCGAUAAAAAGGAGAUUCUCACGGCGGCGGAGCUCGGCACGGUGCUAAAGUACGCACGAGACCAGUGCUACAACAAGCUCACGCCAUCGCCCACCCCCAACGUCGAUGGCGGCAACGUGGUUAUCGUGACUACUCCUCCUACUACUACUACUACUGCCCCGACGACGACCACGACCAGCACGACGACGCCAGUCCCCACGACCACGGCCAGCUGGGCCGAGCCUUCGACUACGACGACGCCCGUCGUCACGUACUACGUGCCGUCGCGCGACGAAGUGCUCAAGGAGCUGGCGGCGUCCGUGGAUGUGCUCGCCAACCAAACCAACUUGACCUAUACAUUUGCCCAUAUUGUUCUCAACCAAACGCGCGACAACGUCACAGCCAAGAUCGACACCAAGUGGUUCAACUCAGACGGAGAGCGCGCCGUCGCCAAGGCCGAAGUGGCCAAGUACUUUGGCACACUUUCGUCGUGUGUGGACAUUGCCAUGGCAGUGUUUGGCCGGUACAUCAACGUGUUGGACGCGUUCGAGUUGGCGCCAGCACUCGAGUGGAUCAAGAGCACUUGCAUGAACACGGCGGACGCCAAGUUUGGCAAGACCGACACCAACCAGAACAACGUCGUGGAGGAGUUUGAAGUGAUCGCGGCGAUUGUAAAGAUCCGCGACGACAAGCUGUCGACGAUGGUCAACCUCACCGACCCCACGGCAUACCAGGCGGCUUUCUUUGCGACAAGACAACUGUAUAGCCAAACCAUGGAAUGCGCCCACAACGGCAUCUCUGAGUUGGGCGACCCCAUUACUCGGACAUUGAACCGCGAACAAUUCUACGGCCUGGAGGCAUGGAUGUUGUCCCACUGCAGCAUCAUCCAACCCGAUGUGUCGGUGAUCGGGUUGCUUCCCACUGCGACGGGGCUCGCGGGGAAUUUUUCCCUCGCCAACCUUCAGUCGUUGUUGGCCGAGGCCAAAGCCAAUGACACACAAGCGGUGCCUGCAAACGACACGUACCACGCUGCCACGAUCGAUGAUCAUUACCGCCUCGUGGAAGUGUGCUUGAACGGAUCGUAUGCAAAGCUCAACGUCACCAAUGAAACCACGUACGCGACGUUGCUAGCAAACGUCAAGACGUGCGUCGCGCAAAGCGUGCCCCUCACGAUGCCAGUGGGAAUAUUCCUGAGCCGCCCCGAGUUCCAAGCCCUGCUCGAGCUCACUUGGGCAUCCGAGAAUGCAAACUUGGACUCACAGAUCCGCCAAGCCCAAGCCGCCCUGGACAAGCUCAAAGCCAAGAAGGCGGCGCUGGCUGCAUGUAUCGUACAGGCAGUGGACAGCGCAGCGGCAGGAGAAGCCAAGAUCUCUCAGUCGCAGCUGGUCCCCGCACAGAGUUUUACCAAGCAGUGCUACGUCAAGGCUACUGCUACAUAGGAUGGUUAGUUACUGAUUUGCAACGUCUACAGUGUGCAAGAGUCAAGCUUCAGCUAACGUUACCGUAUCUGUCGUUGAUCUGCACCAUGACAUAUAAAACGUAAUGAUAUAUACGUAUGGGCGCAGUUCCGUGACACUUUUUGGGUCCCUUCGAUGCAGGGGUUCCUUUACCCCAAAUUGCUAUUAUAAUAGUAGUUGUU
Molecule: messenger RNA, 2180 nt
Organism: Aphanomyces astaci
Lineage: Eukaryota; Oomycota; Saprolegniomycetes; Saprolegniales; Verrucalvaceae
Exons: 5
Coding region: 43-1980 (645 amino acids)
Source: RefSeq, a predicted model, not a curated record